Molecule: messenger RNA, 1002 nt
Organism: Yarrowia lipolytica CLIB122
Lineage: Eukaryota; Fungi; Ascomycota; Dipodascomycetes; Dipodascales
Source: RefSeq, a predicted model, not a curated record
AUGGGAUACUCACUAACGACUCCGACGCCCAUCGUGAUCACCAACCUGAUACCAUGUUUGGGAUUCCCUCAACAAGUGAUUAAAAAGGCCUCGUCCAUCUCGACCCUCAAUCUCGACUUUGAACCGCUGUUCGAAGACGGUCGACUGCUCAUUGGAGACCAAGAAGAUUCCUAUCCGGCGGCGGAGUUUGUCAUACCGCGCUUCAGUCUCACAAGCAACAACUUUCUCGACGCCUCGUACCCGUGGAGAGAACCCAGUAGCGUGGUUGAGGUGAAACAGGAACGCGACCAUCUGAGCAACCUGCUGGCGCUGGGGACGGGAUACAGAGUUUACUACGGACACCGAAAGCGGUUCUACGUCUGCCACGACCGGUUUGGACGGUGCAUUCUGGUCCACAACAAAAACCUGCACUCAGCGUUCGAGUUCAAUCUCCACAAUCAGCAGAUUGUGCACGUGGCGAUUCUGCCGAGCACCACCGUGAUCCAUGUGUCAUCGGAAGAGGGCGUCAUUGAAGCGCUGAUCGUGGACCUGGCUAAAAAACGGCUCAUCAAAAUCCUCUCCUUCAUCUACUUCAACCCGGCCACCUGUGGAGUGUUCCAGUUUGGAGAAGUACUGUGGUUUUCGUUUGGAGGAGUGUCAAUUCGGGUGGAGGUCGACUGGAACACCAACCUCGAGUGUCUCCAUGGCAACGUGUUCCUGGGGAGGUGCUCUUGGUCCGUUGGCCCAUCUCUAGGGGUCUUUCCCAUGCAAGGUACAGGAGCCUGUCUCAAGUAUGUAGGAUGUAUCCAAGACCGGACCCGUGUCUUUGAUCUCGAGACCGAAACGAUGAUCGUCUACAAAAGAGAGGUCCACGAGCAGCACAUUCUGAGAGGUACUCGCAAUGGUCAAUUCGGUUUCUGGGUCGUCAAUGGGUCUGUUUCGCAGACACUUCAGAAACUGUGGUUGCACAACUCCAAGACGGGAAAGACUCCGGAUCAGUGGUUGUUGGAGGCGGGUUCAUAA